CUUGGCUUUUGUGGCCCACACCCUCUGGACACCUACAACUCUUGUUAUAAGGAUUUCAAGUUCGUGCUGGACUAACAGAACGAACACUGACGGCAGUCGCCUCUGACGCAUUCACUGGCUGUUCACUUCUCAAAUCCUUACGAACGACAAAUACUUCCUGGAUUCGUUGGCAGAACUUACUAGCUUACAAUCAUGACCACGGUCGCUGAGUCCCUCAGUUCAGCCAACGAUCUGCUAGCACAGCAUAACGCUCUUCUUCACCAGGUCCGCACCUCCCAACGGACCCACAAACGCAACCUCCGAGCAUUAUCAAAUCCACCGACUGGAUCAUAUGAGCCUUUGCUGAAACUCCCCGUCAUCCCUUCUCCGCAACCGUCUCCUACUCCAUCGCCAACAUCUCCCAUAGCCAAGGAGACUUUCAACCAAUCCUAUGUCCCUGAUAAUAAGCCACGACGAGAUCUUCCCCCUGCGAAGCGUGCAAGAGUUUCUCGGUAUUCCAACUAUGUACCGGAGGAGGAGACCAUUCGAAACGACUAUUCACAGCGAUAUGUGGAUGGCGGAGAGUGGCCCCAGGACUGGGUGCUUGGUGCGGAGCCAGAGCGACGUUUCGAAGAGUAUCCCAAGCAACAACGCCUUCUAGCCCUUAAGAAGGCCUCUGUCAACAACUACGCCACUCCGCCAUCCUACCUACCCCUCACUUCCCUUGCAGCCCUUCUCCAACCCCGCCGCAUAUCUCACUCCCGCUCUCCAUCCACUGCGACUACAAAUCUCCACUCACAUUCUUCUCCAUCUACGGUUGCUUCUACCCUCGCUGCUUCUUUGACGACAGGUCAUUCUCAAUCACCCUCCAUGAAAACCCUUGCUCUCCCAGCGAGCACGAUCCCGGGCACAGGCGGCAUUCUCAACACGGCCACCUGCUCUAAAUUCGACGUCAUCCUCAUCGACCCACCAUUCUCAUCUUCCUUCUCGUGGCAGAAUCUACAGGAACUGCCUGUACCUUCGCUAGCUGCUGAUCCAAGCUUUGUGUUCCUGUGGGUUGGUUCCGGUGCAGGCGAGGGGCUGGAGAGGGGUAGGGAGGUACUCGGGAAAUGGGGCUACAGGAGGUGUGAGGAUGUUUGUUGGAUCAAGACGAAUAAAGAUUCGAAUCAUGGGCCGGGCACUGACCCACCGACAACGUCUUUAUUGACAAGAACGAAGCAACAUUGUCUCAUAGGCAUACGUGGAACGGUCCGACGGUCUUCUGACAGUUGGUUUGUUCAUUGUAACGUCGACACCGAUGUAAUCAUCUGGGAAGGCGACACAACAGAUCCGACCCUAAAGCCUCCUGAGAUGUACACCUUAAUCGAAAACUUCUGUCUCGGCGUCCGCCGCCUCGAGAUUUUUGGGCGAGCCCGCAGCGUUCGCCGAGGUUGGGUGACAGUUCUAGGCGACGGCGAAGAACAACGGAUCGAUGCCGUCAAGGAGAGACGGCGGCAGGAUGGCGACGAUGAUAGAGAGGGAAAGCUAGAGGAGUGGGAGAGGGACAGCUGGGAGGCUAAGGUAAAAGAGAUCGCCACAAAGGCUGGGGCUGUCAAUGCGGGUGGACAGGCGGCAGGGAAGGCCGUCGUACCUAUGACUCCUGAGAUUGACGCUCUGCGCCCGAAAUCUCCCGUCCGCGGUGGAGGCGGAGGCGGAGGGCCCCACAAUAACUCAGGCUCCACGAAUGGCCCGUUCAAUACAUCAACUUCUUCACCAGCCCUCGGAAACAACAUGCCUCUCGCUGGAAGUCCAAGCAUGGGCGCCAUGCAGAAGAUGGCUGGUAUGGGGAUGGGGAUGGGUGGCGGCGGAGGACGCGGAGGGUCUGUUGGUGGGAGCGGAAACGGAGGAUUCAAGAACCCGAACAACAUGCGCAUGGGUGGCCAGAAUCAAAUGAACAUGAUGGCAACGGGAAUGGGCGGCAUGGGGGGUAUGAACAAUAUGAGUGGUAUGGGAAUGGGUGUAGGGAUGGGUCUGGGUGGAGAUGGAAUGUGGGGUGGUGAUGGCAUGAGUGGCGGCGGCAGCUCGAUGCUAAACGGGGGGAUGAACUCGAUGGGCAGCAUGCCGAACAUGGGAAAUAUGGGGAUGAGCGGAAUGCAGGGUAUGGGCAACAUGCAAGGGAUGGGCAACAUGGGGAUGGGCGGUAUGGGUGGUAUGAUGGGUGGCGGAAGUGGUUAUGGAGGGUUCGAACAACAAUGGGACGAGAGCAAUCAAGGUGGGAUGUGGGAUGAUAGUAAUGGGGUUGGCUCGGGUGGCGGCGUUGGUGGUGCUGGCGGCACGGGUGUGAGAGGUGCUAAUGGCGGAGGAAUGCCUCAAGGAAUGGCCGGGAUGGCUAAUAUGAGCAGUAUGCAAGGAAUGGCGAACAUGGGGAUGCAGGGAAUGGGUGAUAUGUCCGGGAUGAGGAUGGGUGGCGGGAUGGGCGGGAUGGGGAUGCAAGGUAUGGGGAUGGGACAGAUGGGGAAUGGACAACAGAGACAAUGGAACGGGGGGACCUACGGCGGGUACCAGUAAUAUGCUGGACUUGUCGCUUUGA
Stereum hirsutum FP-91666 SS1 is the source of this 2548-nucleotide messenger RNA. RefSeq names its product MT-A70-domain-containing protein. Gene Ontology annotation, molecular function: mRNA binding; methyltransferase activity. The transcript has 6 exons. Gene Ontology annotation, cellular component: nucleus; RNA N6-methyladenosine methyltransferase complex. Lineage: Eukaryota; Fungi; Basidiomycota; Agaricomycetes; Russulales; Stereaceae. The record is from RefSeq and is a predicted model, not a curated record. Bases 193 to 2526 code for a protein of 777 amino acids.